Molecule: messenger RNA, 700 nt
Organism: Vicia villosa (hairy vetch)
Lineage: Eukaryota; Viridiplantae; Streptophyta; Magnoliopsida; Fabales; Fabaceae
Exons: 3
Coding region: 150-548 (132 amino acids)
Molecular function (GO): DNA binding
Source: RefSeq, a predicted model, not a curated record
UGGCCCAAAUCAAGAUAGGUCUAUUUUCAAUUAUAAAAGGGGUAUUGUAGAUGCUGCAAACGAUGAUUCCGUUAGAAGUUUCUUCAUGAUAGCAGUUGCAAAUAGCUAUUUGUUAGCCAUUCCCUUAGAAGUUGUUUGACGAUCUUUCAAUGGAAGCCUUUGUGGAGCCACCUUCAGAUGAUUCGUCCGAGUUCAGUUCUGGAAGCAUGGAUUCAAAUUUGAGUUUUUCCGACGGAGACGAUACAAUUUCGUGGACAAAAACAAUUGCAUCAGGUCGAAAUGCUCGGCGUAAUGUACUUGUGUUUCCGCGGGAAGUUUGCAGGUUCUUAACUGCCUUUCCCACGCAAAUAGAUAUUUUCGAUGCAGAUAUGGGGAUUGUGUACCAAGCAGAGCUACGAUGCAGGCCGAGAAAUACAGAGGAGAAUGCGUACAUAGGGGUUGGAUGGUAUGAGUAUGCCAGACAGAGAAGGCUGAAGAGAGGAGACAAGUUGUCCUUGAGGAUAAACAGGGAGGCACACACAUUGGUCGUUUGGCUGUUGAACCGUUGAGGGAGGGAGUGUAAUCGCUUUUGAUGGGAUUUAUGUUGUACUGGUUGUCCAUUUAAUGGAUUUUAAACUUGGGUGAUUCCACUUAGUUUUCCCAAGUUAAUUAUCAUAUGUUUCUCGAUGUAUUUAUAUCUCGUUCCUUGUUAGAGGAUAUU